Molecule: messenger RNA, 3404 nt
Organism: Galeopterus variegatus (Sunda flying lemur)
Lineage: Eukaryota; Metazoa; Chordata; Mammalia; Dermoptera; Cynocephalidae
Gene: AUTS2
Product: autism susceptibility candidate 2
Exons: 12
Coding region: 288-2420 (710 amino acids)
Source: RefSeq, a predicted model, not a curated record
UUGCCCCUCCCACGGCUCUGCCUCCUCCACCACCACUGACAUCAGGGAGUCUGCAGGUGCCCGGACACCCGGCCGGGAGCACUUACUCAGAGCAAGAUAUCUUGCGGCAGGAGCUGAACACACGUUUUCUGGCCUCGCAGAGUGCUGACCGCGGAGCUUCCCUGGGCCCUCCGCCUUACCUGCGGACCGAGUUCCACCAGCACCAGCACCAGCACCAGCACACGCACCAGCACACACACCAGCACACCUUCACGCCCUUCCCCCACGCCAUCCCUCCUGCCGCCAUCAUGCCGACGCCAGCACCUCCCAUGGUGCGUACCCCAGGCAGAAAUUUUGACAAAUACCCUACAAAAGUUGACCCAUUCUACCGGCACAGUCUCUUCCACUCCUAUCCUCCUGCAGUAUCGGGCAUCCCCCCUAUGAUUCCACCCACUGGCCCUUUUGGUUCACUACAAGGAGCGUUUCAACCGAAGACAUCCAACCCUAUCGAUGUCGCUGCUCGGCCUGGGACAGUCCCACACACUUUACUCCAAAAGGACCCGAGGUUGACAGAUCCUUUCAGACCUAUGUUAAGGAAACCAGGGAAGUGGUGUGCUAUGCAUGUUCACAUCGCCUGGCAGAUUUACCACCACCAACAGAAAGUCAAGAAACAGAUGCAGUCAGACCCACAUAAGCUGGACUUUGGAUUGAAACCCGAGUUCCUGAGCCGCCCUCCAGGCCCCAGUCUCUUCGGAGCCAUCCACCACCCUCAUGACCUGGCCCGGCCUUCAACUUUGUUCUCUGCCGCUGGUGCUGCACACCCAGCUGGGACCCCCUUCGGGCCUCCUCCCCACCACAGCAACUUCCUGAACCCUGCUGCUCACCUAGAGCCUUUUAAUCGGCCAUCCACGUUCACAGGCCUAGCAGCAGUCGGUGGCAAUGCCUUCGGGGGACUUGGGAAUCCUUCAGUUACACCCAACUCAAUGUUCGGCCACAAGGAUGGCCCCAGUGUGCAGAACUUUAGCAACCCUCACGAGCCCUGGAACCGGCUGCACCGAACGCCUCCGUCGUUCCCGACCCCUCCGCCCUGGCUGAAGCCAGGGGAGCUGGAGCGCAGCGCGUCUGCUGCAGCUCAUGACAGAGAUAGAGAUGUAGAUAAACGAGACUCAUCUGUUAGUAAAGAUGACAAAGAAAGGGAGAGCGUCGAGAAGAGACACUCCAGCCAUCCUUCACCAGCACCUGUCCUCCCGGUGAACGCCCUGGGACACAACCGCAGCUCCACUGAACAGAUCAGGGGUCAUUUGAACACUGAGGCUCGCGACAAAGACAAAUCCAAAGAGAGGGACAGAGACCACUCGGAAUCCCGCAAGGACCUGACCACCGAUGAGCACAAGGCGAAGGAGGGCCACCUGCCCGAGAAGGACGGGCACAGCCAUGAGGGGCGGGCCAUGGGCGAAGAGGCCAAGCAGCUGGCCCGGGUGCCAUCGCCCUACGUGCGGACCCCCGUGGUGGAGAGCACCAGGCCCAACAGCACCUCGAGCCGGGAGGCCGAGCCGCGCAAGGGUGAGCCGGCCUACGAGAACCCCAAGAAGAGCUCUGAGGUCAAGGUGAAGGAGGAGAGGAAAGAAGACCACGACCUGCCUCCGGAGGCCCCCCAGGGCCACCGGUCCUCAGAGCCGCCACCUCCAAACUCCUCGUCUAGCGUGCACCCGGGGCCCCUGGCGUCAAUGCCCAUGACGGUGGGGGUGACGGGCAUUCACCCCAUGAACAGCAUCAGCAGCCUGGACAGGACUCGCAUGAUGACCCCCUUCAUGGGCAUCAGCCCCAUCCCGGGUGGAGAGCGCUUCCCUUACCCUUCUUUCCACUGGGACCCCAUCCGGGACCCCUUGAGGGACCCUUACCGAGAACUUGACAUGCACCGGAGAGACCCUCUGGGCAGGGACUUUCUGCUCAGGAACGACCCUCUCCACCGCCUCUCGACCCCCCGGCUGUACGAAGCUGACCGCUCCUUCCGGGACAGGGAGCCUCACGACUACAACCACCACCACCACCACCACCACCCUCUGUCUGUGGACCCCCGGCGGGAUCACGAGCGUGGGGGCCACCUGGACGAGCGGGAGCGCCUGCACAUGCUCAGAGAAGACUACGAGCACCCGCGGCUCCACCCUGUGCACCCCGCCUCCCUGGACGGCCACCUGCCGCACCCCAGCCUCAUCACCCCGGGGCUGCCGAGCAUGCACUACCCCCGGAUCAGCCCCACCGCGGGCCACCAGAACGGACUCCUCAACAAGACCCCUCCGAGCGCGGCGCUGAGCGCGCCUCCCCCGCUCAUCUCCACGCUGGGGGGCCGCCCGGUCUCUCCCCGAAGGACGACCCCUCUGUCCGCAGAGAUCAGGGAGAGGCCGCCUUCCCACACUCUGAAGGACAUCGAAGCUCGAUAAGGAGAGAGGCGGCGGCGAUAGAGGAAGCAGAAGUCCUGCGCACAGGCUGCGGCAGAUGCUGCAGGGGGAGAACCCGUGCACCCAGCACAGACUGGGGCAGCACGUCCCGUUUCUUCCCCUUGUAAAAAUGUACAGACUCAGUGCCGAUUUUGAAAUGAUUUUGUAUAUUAUAUGUUGAGAUUUUUCAGAUCUUUUAGCUAAGUCAUAUCUUCUCACUUCUCCUACUCUUUGUUUCUAGUAUAAAACUUUUUGAUUUGAACCAAAACAGUAAAGAUGACAACACACACCAACUUGAUGAUCAUGGGGGCAGGGGUGGGGGGGUCCACACCAUCCAUCAUGCAGAGCUCUUUCAGAUGAGAAGGGAAGCCCGUGUACAUAGUUAUGUAAAAAAGAUCGCUUCAUGAGCUGAUGGUUCAUAUAUGCAAAAAGGUAAGAUGAAAGCUUUACUUUGUACAGAUGUAAAUAGAUAAAGAUUAAGUAACAUAAUACAUUAAUACUUCUUAAAUGUGCUAUUUGCAGACUUAAUAUCAGUGAACACAGUCUGCUAAGGCUGUGUUCCCAUAUAUUGUUAUAGACAGCUAAACCCUUCAACUAUGCAAUGAAUGUUAGGGCUUUUCACAAAAGCCCACCUAACUCAAAGGAGCCUUUUCAAAUCCAUUUACAACAUACUUAAGGUCAUAUUUUCCCUGAACAAGCACUUACGUGAUAUGACUCUGUUUUCCUUGCUUGUUUUUUUCAAAUGGAGGAACAUCCUAUUUUGCAAAUUGGACCACAGGCUGAAACUUUGCAUCUGAAGUUGUUGCUUGUGGGCUUUGGGGGAAAGUGCAGCCCCGGAAAGGUAACUAUGGAUGCGAGCAGCCAGUGCCAGGGAGGACAGGAUGUGUCAGAUGCCAAGAUCAGGGGACAGGUGGUGAUGUCUGCCAGAUAAAAACGGGUCGCCAGAAUCUCGUCACCGUCAGUCACGUGGUUACACACACAUCUCAU